GAAGUCGAUCGAUUUUGUUGUUGACAAUGGCACUAACAUCAGGACUGUGUUCGCAAUAUCGCGCUAACAUACCACUUCUCUACAUGGCUUGCUCAAUUGGAGUUGCCAAUACAAUAUCUGCGUCGUCGAUACUGGAAAUACUUCAUUCACUCUGUUGAAAAGAAGGAUCUUCAUCACAAGUGCACAGUGAAAAUCUACAUCAUCACAAGCUGCAGGCACGUGGCUCAAUGUAGUUUGAAUAGCUUUGGUCUUUGUGGACCACACUAGCUCUCAAAACAUCUCAUCCUUUUGAUAAUUUCUGGUCUGUCUACGCCCCCAACAUGGCGCCGGCCCCCAGUAAAGCGAACAACACUGCAGACGCAGAGCGAGUUGUGUUACUUGGGGAUUUGAGCGUCCAGUUGCCAAAGCAACGCUCCAAAGUCGUCCGGAUAUUCACCAGUUCAACAUUUACAGACACCUCCACAGAACGUAACGCUCUGAUGCGCGAAACGUACCCGCGUCUGAAGGACUACUGCAAGUUUAACCAUGGCUUGGAGUUCCAGGUCAUUGACAUGCGAUGGGGGGUACGUGACGAAGCCACGGAUGAUCACAUGACGGGACAAUUAUGCAUGGCGGAGAUCGCCGCCUGCCAGCGACUCUCUGUGGGUCCAAACUUUGUGACGUUCCUGUGUCAAAAGUACGGGUACCGACCAUUCCCGCCCAAAAUUGAAAACGACGAGUUCAAAAUAUUGCGCCAAACAUUGGUUGACAAUGACAAGCCAAUGGAAACGCUCGACACGUGGUUCAUCCGUGACGACAACUGCGUCCCGCCUUUGUACGUCCUUCAACCAAUCAGCUCCAAGCUACCAUACUUCAAUCGACAAGACGAACCGGAGAAAAUGAAAGCGAAUCAGGGAGAAUGGUGGACAACGUUUGAGUUAAUCCAGGGCCAGUUGCGCUUCGCUGCUAACGAAGCAGAGAAGCAAGGACUGCUAACGGCAGAACAGGCCAGGAAAUACAGAAUUUCAGUUACCAAUGACGAGGUUGAUCACGCCCUUUCGAUGGUAACGUCUGCCAUACAGGAGCAUUGCUUGUGCUUCAUCCGAAAAUUCAGCGAUUUAGAGAGCAAGAGUGAGACGAGAGAAGCCUCAAAGUUCAUUGAUCUGCAGGCUGGGAAGGUGGACACCGAAGCACAAGAAUUACUUUCUGAUCUGCGUGAUAAAAAAGUUGCCCAAGUACUCCCACCAUCCAAUAUAAUCUUAACAGAGCUUGGCGAGUGGACGAAGGAUGGGGUUAGUCUUGAGAAUAAGAAACAUCGAGAGUACAUAAAAGGUUUCCUGGAUACUUUUUACACCAGGAUGGUAAACAUGAUAGAUACUGGUGUCUUCAAGGAGAAGCUUGAUAGUCUGGAAGAUCCCUUACACCAGGAGGUUCUGCAGCACCUGUCUUUCUGUCUCACCAAAUGUGUUGGGUUCCAGGGUCGCGAUGAUGUCAUCAAGAAGGUGGAAGACUACGUCUUGAGACGAGUGAAGGGUGAUAACGGGAAAGGUGGUGUUCCGAUGGUUCUACACGGAGAGUCAGGAAGCGGGAAGACGUCCAUCAUGGCAAAGUGUGCAGCUCUUGUCAAGCAGUCGUGGCUUCCAGCAGGCUCCGGCACUGCCAUGGUGCUACGAUUUCUUGGUACAAGUCCAAAUACCUCAUCCAUACAACGAGUUCUGACAACACUCUGCAAACAGAUACUGCAGGUGUAUAAUGAGCAAGACUUCCAAGUUCCUACUGAGUAUAACAAACUUAUUACCGCCUUCUCUAAAGUCAUGAAAUUCGCCACGGUUGAAAAGCCCCUUGUCAUUUUCCUUGACUCACUUGAUCAGUUGUCAAGUGAACAUGGCGCUCAUCGAAUGGUUUGGCUCCCGAAGGUGUUGCCACAGUACGUCGCUCUCGUAGUUUCCACACUUCCAAGAGAGCAUGGCAUCCUGGAAACAGUCAAGGAAAGACUCCCUGACUCAUCUCCAUACAUUAAAGUGGCGCCCUUUUCCCAAGAGGAAAGCACCGGUAUUUUAAAGACCUGGUUAACCUCUGUCAAAAAGAACAUCACGAGCUCUCAACUGGAGCUGAUUGAUAAGGCAGUGGCGGAGUGCAGCCUUCCUCUGUUCCUUAAACUUGUCUUUGACCAGGCCACGCAGUGGCAUUCUUACCAUGCCAUGGAUAGAUGCAUUCUCAAGACAAGUAUCCGAGACAUGAUCAAUCUGAUAUUCGGCAGACUUGAAGAGUAUCACGGUCAAAUACUUGUGUCUAGAGCCCUUGCUUACAUCACCUUGUCGCCUACCGGUCUCACAGAGACCGAGCUGGAGGAUCUCUUGUCCUUAGACGAUGACGUCUUAAAUGAUGUCUAUCAAUUCUGGAUGCCACCUGUUCGUCGAAUCCCUCCAUCCCUGUGGACAAGAGUCCGAAAUGACAUCAGUUCGUACCUAGUCGAUAGAGAUGCAGACGGUGUGACAGUGAUGUAUUGGUAUCAUCGUCAGUUCAUUGAGACAGCCCGUCAGAGGUACCUCCACGAUGCCAACUUAAAGAAAAAGCUCCACAAGAAUUGUGCAGAGUAUUUUGAAGGAACCUGGUCUGAUGGACGAAAGAAACCAUGCCGAUAUUCUGCUCUGCAAGUCGAGCGUUUCGGGGUUCCAGCUGAAGCAGAGGAAGAUCGUAAAGUCUCCAGCCAACCACUGACUUUCUCGGGUGCUACGGGAAAAGCGAAAGCCAAUCUGAACUUCAACCUCCGAAAGCUUACACAACUACCUUUCCAUCUGACAGAAGCUGAGGAUUGGGACACACUGAAGACAUCUGCACUCUUUAAUUUCGACUUUUUGCUGUGCAAGGUCAAGGCCCUCUCCAUGCAAGAUGUCCUGGCUGAUUUCUGCAAUGCUGAUGAGAAGACAACUGAUGCGGAGAUAAACAUACUGCUUGGCGCCUUACGACUCUCUUCUUCAGUCAUCUCAAAUGAUCCUGACCAAUUGGCGCCAGAGGUCAUGGGAAGAUUGAUGAACGCAGCCAACAAGUUUCCAAGAAUAAAGUCCCUCGUCGAUCAAGCAAAUAUGAGAGGGAGCUUGUCUCUCCCGUGGUUGCCAGUCAGCACAUGCCUCCAACCUCCAGGGGGAAUGAUGCUGACGUCACUAGAGGGCCACACAGAGGAGGUAGUUUCCUUGGCAAUCACGAGUGACUCCCGUUUGGUGCUAACUGGCUCCAGGGAUAACACUGCUCGGAUCUGGCAGAUAGACAACGGCACUUUGGUACACACCUUGACAGGUCAUAGAGAAACCGUUUACGGGGUCGAAAUUGCACCGGAUGAUCAGAGUUGUGUGACGUACAGCCAUAUGGGAGAGUACAUGAAGUCGGGGAAAGUAUGCGUCUGGAAUAUGGAGACUGGAGAUCUUAUCCACCGCCUGAAAGGGCACACCGGGUUAAGCGAGUCAAACCUGGCCAUCAGUGUGGACGGGAAGUACGCCGUCACCGGACUGCGGACAAAAAUCGACUAUGAUGACCCUAACGAAGACACAGACUACGAGGAAGAUGAGAUCAUCUCUGAUUCAAAACGAAAACACAAGGCGGCAAAGAAAAAAGAGUUCAUUAUGGAGAGAGAAGAAUCAGAAGAGGAGGAUUGGAACGAGGAAGAAUACGACGAUGAAAGCAGACACGUCGUGAUCAUCUGGAACCUAGAGACUGGGAAAGUCAUGCACUGGUUGAACAAGCACGCAGACGAUAUAAUGGGCGUCCUUACAACUGAAGUGGAUGACCGACAAGUGGCGAUAUCUUUUUCCCACGAUGACGUGCUGAUUCUCUGGGACAUGCUGAAAGGUGAACCGAUCCGCGAGAUGCAGCGCCAAUUGUUCGACAAGGUGGCGCUUUCCCAAGAUAGGCGACUUCUUGCUGUCCACGGCACUGAAGUAUCUCUCUAUAGCUUCCCCGACUUGCAACAUCUGGGGGACUCCAGCAACCCCGAGUCUAGCUCCCCCGUCAAAGCCAUGUACAUCACGAGAGACAACUCUCGCGUGAUUUCCGGUGGAUCCUCUGGUCACGUGAAAAUGUUUGGGACUGGACAGGGCACAGAGAGAACGCUUCUUAAGCUACAAGAUGGCUUCGGGGGAGAUGGUGAUGUCACCUGCAUGGCUGUUACUCCGAACGAAAUGUACGUUAUUGCUGCACUGAACAUGUCAGAAGCUGUGGUUCUGAACCUGGAAACAUUGGCAAUAGAGGUCAAACUUCCACACAUCUUAAAGGCAACGUCGGUUGCUGUGACACCGGAUGGUUCCAAGAUUCUCACGGCAUCGGAAGACAAGAACGUCCGUGUCUGGGAUGUUGGAAAUAUUAAGAACUCAACAUCGACUAAGGAGCCAGAAUUGAUGAUCAGUAAACACAACGGUUACACGUAUGAAGUAGUGACCCUGAAUACCGAGGACAAAGUAAUUACAACUGGAGAUGAUGGAACCAUCAAGCUCUGGGAUUUGAAGAGUGGGAAGCUGAUCAAAUCUCUCCAGGAUCCUAUGGAUGGAAACUGCAGAGCUGUCGCCAUCAGCAGUGAUGAUACCUUCAUGGUCGGAUCUAGCAACGGAUGGUAUGUACUUAGCCUUCCAGACUUUGCGGUCAAGGGCAAGUUCAAAGAGGAAUGGAUCACACCAUCUCAUUGUGUCAUCACCCCCGAUAACAAGAAGCUUGUCGCAGGAAUCGGUCAACCCAAGUGGGGAAUCCACAUCUUCCAUCUGGAAUCGGGGCAGACACAGCAAAUCAUCAAGUUGAAUUCUUGUGAGUUUCGCAUGCUGAGGAAUGGCCUAUUCGUCAACCAAUAUGCAUCGAGCUUGUACGACCCCUCAGGAAAGACAAAGAUACUCCAGCUUAUCGACAGCAGGUCGGGGCAAGUCGUUUCACAGCUUGGUCAUCAUGAUGAUGUAUUGUCCAUCGCCGUGUCGCCGGAUGAAAAGAGGCUCGUCGCCGGCUGCAGGGACCACGACGUUCACUUGUGGCACCUGGACAGCUUCUCACGCAUCACGGCGAUGAAAGGACACACAGAUCGUGUCACGUCAACCGCAUUCUCCCCCGAUGGAAACCUGGCGGCAUCUGGGGCCGAUGGCGGUGACGUCAUCAUCUGGGACGUCCAAUCCCAUUCCUUGAAGCAUUCCAUCAAGCAGGCGAACGAGUCUGAAGUCAGUAGUGUGAUAUUCAGUCCCGACGGCCGAUUCUUGGUGUCGAUUGGUGAGAAUGACAACUACAUUCAAGUGUGGGACACUAAGACUGGCAAGCAUGUGAUGAGGUAUCACACGUACGCAAAGAGCAGAUCCAUAGUAAUGUCCGCCAAAUGCAACACUGCUGUUGUAAUGCUACAGGAUGGUAGAGUUGCAUUUCUGAAAUUCUCAGCUCGUUUCCAGUCAGCGAGCACCAGCAAUGAGCAAGCAUCAAAUCUAAUCACUGAUGUCUCCAUGAGCACGCCCUCAACGAUGAAUCAAGGAAAACCAAAGCAAAAAGGUCUCACCGAAAGAAAAAGUCCACCAAAACCGAAGAGUAAAACUUGUCAAGUUCUGUGAAACCAGUAUCACAUAGAAAGACACAUACCAUCAGACUUCAGCAUUCUCUAGUACCAUAGCUAGCGUUAAAGGCAAAAAUAGUGUACCGUUAUAGUGUAACUCUACAACGGUCGCAUCUCUGCUAUAUAUUCUAUUAUUGCAUUUAAAAUUACCCGAAACGUACCAACUGAUUUUUCGAGAAAAACAUUUAGGAAUAUGGUACAAAAUAUAGUUUUGUACCAUUUUAGGGCAUAUGUGUGUCUGUGUGGCUUGAUUAUUUUCAAACGCAUGGAUGAGGUUUCAUUUAUAGUGUAUGAUUAGAAAAUUUGAAGAUCUCAUUCGCUUCAUAAAGAUUUUUUGUUGACCGCAAUUACCUUUUAUUUGAUCUUGCACCUUGCAUCUGGCAUUGGUGCACUCUCCUAAAAGCAAUGCUGCUGCCCUGGAGAGGGUGGUUUGCAAUUCCAUGAUGUGUGAUCUAGUGCAUGUGCAGUUGUGAUGCUUAUCGGAUGAUGGUAUUGUCAAUUUGUCCCGAGAGAGAUUGGUAGUUCCCUCCCUCUUAUAGGGAGUGCUUCUGGAACCCUCACAGAUUGGUCAAAGUGACCGCAGCCACUGGUAGCCAGUUCUAAAUCCAAACAGCUCUUGGGAAAGGGCUCUAGAGGUAGCAGUCCACUCUGGCGAGCAGGUUGCCUGUUGCUGUUGAUGAGGCUAUAUGUUGAUUUGCCUGGUUGUGUCGUCGGCUAGAUAGUAUGUUUUGGAUGAUGUUCGCAGGAGUAGUUAUAUUUACUUCGCCAUGUAGAAUUUUGUAGAGGGGAUCAACCUGAUGGAGGAGACGUCUGUCAUGUAGGGUUUCCCAUCCCAGGCCAAUGUUGAUUGGCCUGGUUGUGUCGUCGGCUAGAUAGUAUGUUUUGGAUGAUGUUCGCAGGAGUAGUUAUAUUUACUUCGCCAUGUAGAAUUUUGUAGAGGGGAUCAACCUGAUGGAGGAGACGUCUGUCAUGUAGGGUUUCCCAUCCCAGUGAUGUCAGCAUGUCAGACAUACUUGAAUCGCGGUGGUAGUCCUUCAUGCCAAAAACGUGCCGAUUUGGCGUCGGACACUCUCAACUAUUCCGAUGUCGCUGUUUGGGUUUUGGUUCCAUGCAAAAAUAUUAAGUUGUGGUCUUACUAGAGUGACGUCUUCAUAAAAUGAAGUCACUACAAUGAUGCCAUUUCUUGGAUCAUGGAUCUGGCUUUUAUUUCAUACUAGGUUUCAUAUUAACGUUCAUGUCAAUUUGUUAAUGACACGGCUAAAUUCGUCAGUGUGGUUCUAAUCGUGACAUUGCAGGCAUGUUGGUAUAACAGUUUUUAUUAUGUUAAAUUGUCAUUAUUAAUACUGGCUACGACCGCUCUAAGCACUCGUUUAACCGCAGGCUUUUGGUUUCAACUUCCAGUAAACCUGAGAAUAUUUACGGCUGCGAAGGCCGAUCUGUAAAUAAGCUCAAAUGACCGUUACACAGACUCGGACAUUUUGAUGUUCGCGGACAAAUCUUUGAACAUCAAUUUCUCCCGUUUUGAAGACCGUAUCUUCAUGCCACCGAGUUUGUCUCCCUUAAUCCCUUCAAAUAAUUCAAGGCGAUUUUUUUUUCACUGACAUGAAGUUCAUGAUUUCUUUUAGAACUAUUAUAAUUUUACGGAAGACGGAUAGUGCCA
Patiria miniata (bat star) is the source of this 7208-nucleotide messenger RNA. Its product is annotated as NACHT and WD repeat domain-containing protein 2-like. The transcript has 6 exons. NCBI's taxonomy places the organism in Eukaryota, Metazoa, Echinodermata, Asteroidea, Valvatida, Asterinidae. The record is from RefSeq and is a predicted model, not a curated record. Gene Ontology annotation, molecular function: protein binding. The coding region runs from base 321 to 5546 and encodes 1741 amino acids.